UCCCAUACCCUCCGGUCGCCGCCACGGUGGUCGCCGGUCCUGGCCACUCAUCGCUCCCUGGGGAAGAGACAUAGUUGGAGUGGAGUCCUUGGCGUUGGGAAAUCGAUGCUUGUGUUGUCGCAGAAGUCGUCGAGGACCGAAUCCAGAUGUUCCGUGAGACCGAUACCACCUUGUCCUGCUUCUACCUUUUCUUGCUCUGGCUCUUUUUCCGACAGUAGCAAAGAACUCGAUUCCAAAGUGUAGAGGAUUAGUCCGAGAUCAAGCGUAGGUCAAAUCGGAUAAGAAAGGCUGGACUUUUGGUGAUAUUGGUGGAAGAGGAAGGAUGUUGGACCUCAACGUGGCUUCCGCAGGCGAGUCGACCUGUGUUGGAGAGAAGCCCAUACUCGAAGGUGCCGGUGGUGGGCACAUAGUUUCUUCGGAGACCUCCGAAUCAUGUGUCCAUAAUGCUGAGGCAUCGACCAAUGCAGCUGACGAGAAUUCGUUCUCCACACGGCAGGUAGGUGCACCCGCCAUGGAGUUUGGCAUCUUGAUGAGCUCCGCGUCAGCUGAAGGCGAGAACGAUGUCGAUGAGGGGAUCGAGGUCGAUAGAAAUGAUGGCGUACAAGAGCCGGGACUAAUCACCAGGCAACUGUUUCCACCUGAGCCGGUGGUAAUGAAUGGGCUGCGACCGUUCGUGGAGGCAUCUUUCCUGCCAUCAUCAUCGAGCCCACAGUGGAAGGAUCUUAGCUUCUAUCAGGCUAAUGUUCCAACAAAGGUGACAGUUUUACAUCAGCAACAAUGGCAGCAACAACAACCAAAGCCUCAGCAACAGCAGGUGAAGCGGAGUAGGAGGGGGCCUCGCUCCCGAAGCUCUCAGUACAGGGGGGUUACGUUCUACCGGAGGACGGGGAGAUGGGAAUCCCACAUCUGGGAUUGUGGGAAGCAGGUCUAUUUGGGAGGGUUUGACACUUCUUAUGCUGCUGCAAGGGCAUAUGAUCGAGCUGCUAUCAAGUUCCGGGGAGUCGAUGCUGAUAUAAAUUUCAAUCUUAGCGACUACGAGGAAGAUCUGGAACAGAUGAGGAAUUUGUCAAAGGAAGAGUUUGUGCACAUACUUCGCCGACAAAGCACUGGAUUUACAAGGGGAAGCUCCAAAUAUAGAGGGGUGACCCGUCACAAGUGUGGUCGCUGGGAAGCUCGCAUGGGACAGUUGCUAGGCAAGAAGUACAUAUAUCUUGGGCUAUUCGACAGCGAAAUAGAAGCUGCAAGGACUUAUGACAAGGCUGCUAUUAAAUGUCAUGGGAAGGAGGCAGUCACCAACUUCGACCCGAGGACAUACGUGGAAGAUCUGCUUGCUGGGGCUGGCUCCGAGGGCCAUAAUGUUGAUUUAGACUUGAGGAUUUCUCAACCUAUUGUCGACAGUCCAAAGAACGUUAAAAAUCCAACAGAUAUCAUAUCCUCCUAUGGCCCAUUUGGAGCUACUGCUGCAGAAAAGGCAAACAACCCUUCUUGGCAUCCAACCUCUGUUCCACAGCACAAUAAUUUGCGCCUUCAAAAUUUUCAUGCCUGGACUGCUCGAAAUCCUGCUUUCCAUUCCAACACUGAGGAAAGAGUUGGAGAAAAGUGGCUCAUGGUGGGGAUGCAAGCUCUUCCAAACUGGGAAUGGCAGAUGCAUGGCCCAACUUUAUCACCCCUCUUCUCUCCUGCAGCAUCAUCAGGAUUCUCGACUGCCAGCGUAACAGCUGCCAUUACUGCCCUAAAUCUACCAGCUUCAGCAACGCCUCCGUUUCCUCCCACCAGAUAAGACAUCUAAUUACCAUUCCAAAAGCUCAUGUAAUGUGUGCAGGAUGGUCAACUACAACCGUGUCAUCAUGUUUCAUCAUCUACAUGAAUCGAAAGCCAUUUUGGGUGACAAUGCAGUGGGUGGCAUCUUUGUAGUUGAAUGUAGAUUCUUCUUCAUACACACCUCAAUGGCAUGUAGAAGAUACGUAAAUCUUGUUUGUCUGCCUGCCUGCGUAUUAAUAUGAAUAGCUGGGAGAUUGCAACA
Messenger RNA from Musa acuminata subsp. malaccensis (wild Malaysian banana), 2023 nucleotides. RefSeq names its product APETALA2-like protein 1. The record is from RefSeq and is a predicted model, not a curated record. NCBI's taxonomy places the organism in Eukaryota, Viridiplantae, Streptophyta, Magnoliopsida, Zingiberales, Musaceae. Gene Ontology annotation, biological process: regulation of DNA-templated transcription. Gene Ontology annotation, molecular function: DNA-binding transcription factor activity; DNA binding.